GUUGCAUGCAAGCGGCGAGUGCGCUCUAUUGCAUAUUCUUCACGACAACUCCAGUCGGUCAGAUAUCUCUCUCAGAAGGAGGAAAACAACAAAAAAAAGCUACUAAUAGCGGCCAAACGCAAUGACGACGUAUUGACUCCUAUAUUGGACUUGGAGAGGGAUAAAACAUGGUUGUAUAAGGAACGGGUGCCUUUUGGCGCUGUAUACAACGCACAGGGUGCCUUUUUCAGGACUGUACAAACACCUGUCAACAACUGGAAGAUGAAGUUUGGGAAGAGCAUCUGUAUCCUUAAUGUGGGUGGCACAAAAUAUGCGUUCCCUAAGGAUGUGAUAAAGGAUUUCCCUCUGAGUAGAGUGAGCCGUUUGCACAAAUGCGCAUCAGAGAAAGAAGUACUGGAAGUGUGUGACGACUAUGACCGGGAACGGAACGAAUUUUUCUUUGAUAGGCACUCGGAGGCUUUUUGUUUCAUCAUGCUGUACGUGAAGUACGGGAAGCUACGGUUCGUCCCGCAGAUGUGCGAGCUAUCAUUCUAUAACGAGAUGAUUUACUGGGGGCUGGAGAGCUCACACUUGGAGUUUUGCUGCCAGCGGAGACUGGACAAUAGGAUGUCCGAUUCGUACAUUCAUUUCUCCGAGGAGGAAGUCAAACUCGAGGAAGAGUUGAGGGGCGAGAAUUUGGUGACUCGCGUGGUCACGGAGAGAGAGGAGUCCAAGUGGCUGGAGAGAAUGAGAAGUACUUUUGAGGAGCCGACUUCAUCAGUCGCAGCACAAAUAUUGGCCUCAGUGUCCGUUAUAUUUGUUAUAGUGUCCAUGGUGAUGCUUUGUGUGAGUACUUUGCCAGAUUGGAAAACCGCUGAGAACAACAGCGUGGAGGAGCACCAGUACAAUCCAGACUCUUUAGAGCAUCCAUCCGGGAUCAUCGAGGCUGUGUGUAUCGGCUGGUUCACCGCCGAGUGCAUCGUGCGCUUCAUCGUGUCGCGGGACAAGUGUGAGUUUGUCAAACGGCCCCUCAACAUCAUCGACCUACUGGCCAUCACACCCUACUACAUCUCCAUCUCCAUGACCAUGCUGACAGGGGAGAACUCCCAGCUUCAGCGGGCGGGCGUCACUCUGCGCGUCCUGCGCAUGAUGCGCAUCUUCUGGGUGAUCAAGCUGGCCCGUCACUUCCUGGGCCUGCAGACUCUGGGGCUGACGCUGAGUCGCUGCUACCGGGAGAUGGUGAUGCUGCUGCUGUUCAUCUGUGUGCCCAUGGCCAUCUUCAGUGCUCUAGCCCAGCUGCUGGAGCAUGGCCUGGACCUGGAGUCGCCCAACGAGGACUACGCCAGCAUCCCCGCCGCCUGCUGGUGGGUUAUUAUCUCCAUGACCACUGUGGGCUAUGGAGACAUGUACCCCAUCACUGUGCCUGGGCGAGUGCUGGGUGGCCUGUGCGUGGUGAGCGGCAUCGUGCUCCUGGCACUGCCCAUCACCUUCAUCUACCACAGCUUUGUGCAGUGCUACCAUGAGCUCAAGUUCCGCUCGGCCCGCUGCACACGGAGCCUGUCAGCAGAGUUUCUCAACUGAGGGACCACUGAUGUCGCAGUUGAUGGGGGGUUCCACCCCUCGCUACUCCCCCUGACAACUCUUCAGAGACCUCCAUCCACCCUGAAAGUGUGCAUUGAUCUGAAAUAUGGCCUCUUUCAUUCGUCUCACACUUUAUUUAACGUAUUUUGUUGAUGUAUCCCUCGUCUUGGAACAUCAGAAUAAGGGGUUAUGUGUUUUGAGGUUUGCAUAUAGCACAACCUUCUUCUUCAACAGUCAAGUCCAAAUAGGAAGUAACAUUACACGAUGGGGACAAGGACAGUUUCCACGGCUGCCAUGGUGACAGUGGUGUUCGGGGCAGAUGUCCCUGACAGGAUGUCACUGUUGGAGGGCAGCUGGAUUGUGUCAGACCAGACAGAGGCCUUCAUAUUACUGUGGAUUAUAUAGAAUUUAGCCAGUCUUACAGUACAACCUUCUUCUCACAUGGUGACAUGCCACAAAAGGGAUUUGAGUUUUAAUGUCAUUUUUAAUCCCACACUUCUGGCAGUGUCACAGCGUGAGGAUGGAAAGGUAUCAUUUCUCUUCUCUUUCUUAGAUCAUUUAUUUAUAGUAUUCCUUUGGCCAGUGAGUGAACAACAAUGCAUUACAAAGAACCAAAGUGUAUUAGUACAGUGAACACUGUCCCCUUUAAUCCUUCACUUCAACGCUCACGCUUCCCAUUUUAUUUUGCGUACACAAACCUGACAAAUAUAAAACACAACACUUUGUGAAUUUGAAUGAGCCCAUUUACAACUCAAACAUGGACAUAUUCUAAACCUAUGAACCAUUCCACCUGAAAACCAACCAACGCAAAGUGGUUUUGAAAGGUACUUUUCACAGAAACCAAGAGAAGGGGUGGGAGGGGUUGAAAAAGAGUACAGUACCGUAUGGGUCUGUCAGUUCAGCUGUGUAGGCAGGUCUUUAAUGUGGAACACGGAGCCACAGAGCGAGAGUGUGUCAUGGAGAGACGGGUGGUUCGGCUGACACCACGCAGUGCAGUGAGGAGAGGGCAUGCCUGCCUCAGCCUCGGGAGUGCUGCGAGUCUUCUGACUGGAGGAGUGGAACCAUUUGUGGCUGGUGUCAAAACUUUGGUAGCCUCUUCCUGUCACAACAAAGGCACUCUGCAAAACCACCACAGCCUUGGUAGGCACUCCUCUCAAUGUUGUUGUCUGGCCCACCCGCUUCUCCUCGACACUCUGUCGACGCCAUGUUUGGGUGGCUUGUGUGACGCAUUCGGCCUCCUUUCCUGCCAGAGUGAAUUUGGGUGACUCUGAAAAGCUUUUAUCAUGCCUUCACUCAUUUCAUUGGUGGGGAAUUGGGAAUGGGAUCAUCAUGUGUUCUCUUCACAUCAGCUGGCUUCAGGCUACACUACCUGUUAUCACUAACAAGCACCAUCUCUCUUUUCUCAGAUUGUGCAUAGCUGUGUUUGCUCUAGGACUGGGUUUUUGUGUUCGCUAACAGAAUCUGUAAAUAUAAUAUUGUAAAGGGUUUCCUCUCUGAAAACCCUCAAUCUGUUCUUGACCUCAUUUUAUCUGAAUUCUAUUUUGAACCAAAGCAGUUUUAUAUCUUCCGGAAGCACUUUUUAUAGUGGGAGCAGAAAAUGAAAGUUCAUCAAGUCAAUGUUUCAUGUAUAUGAGCGUUAUUAUCAGAGUGCUCUAUUUGAUGUGAUAGAUAUUGACUGCCGGGACUCACAGUCUAAUUGUACUAGUAAUGCUGGUUCUGUUGACACAGAUUUAGUUCCUUUGCUUUGUCCUCAGUGUUAUAGUUUCCACUAGCUGCAGACAGCCCCAGCUGCUCUUUCUGAUCUUCCCCCGCUUUCACUUGGCUGCUUUUCCAAACCCAGUAGUCACAGUGCUUUAACUGUGUUGAAUAUUGAUAAGAUUGAUUAAAACUGUUAUUUCAGAACUUUGGGCAUCAGGCACUUGAAGAAGAGAAGGCUUGACUAGACUUAAUUGACUUUGAAAAAUUUAGACUUAUUAUAUUAGUAUUUUAGUAUGCAGGGAACGGAACGAGGGUGUUGUUCAGCGGUAUUGCAAGAAUUGUAUUGCAAGAACCUGUCAUCUAAGCAUUCCUUCCUAUUCUCACUACAACUUCCCUGGAGGAAAACCAAUUUAAUUCAAACUUCAACAACUUCCAACAGGCGGAGUUUGCAAUUCCAACGGCCCUAAUAUCUCUAUGCCGACGAUGAGCUCAAACCAACAGGUGUAAUAUCCCACCAAAGAGCCUGUAGCUCAAUUGGUAGAGCAUGGCGCUUGUAACGCCAGGGUAGUGGGCUCGAUCGCCGG
Messenger RNA from Coregonus clupeaformis (lake whitefish), 3842 nucleotides. RefSeq names its product potassium voltage-gated channel subfamily G member 3-like. The transcript has 2 exons. Gene Ontology annotation, biological process: protein homooligomerization; potassium ion transmembrane transport. NCBI's taxonomy places the organism in Eukaryota, Metazoa, Chordata, Actinopteri, Salmoniformes, Salmonidae. The record is from RefSeq and is a predicted model, not a curated record. Bases 262 to 1560 code for a protein of 432 amino acids. Gene Ontology annotation, cellular component: membrane; voltage-gated potassium channel complex. Gene Ontology annotation, molecular function: delayed rectifier potassium channel activity.